Staurois parvus is the source of this 340-nucleotide messenger RNA. Lineage: Eukaryota; Metazoa; Chordata; Amphibia; Anura; Ranidae. The record is from the annotation of a GenBank genome assembly.
UCACCGGGUCCCAGCAGGAGAUUCCCUGCCGUCACCCGGAAAUCUCUGACAGGGGAGAGACCUUAACAUGCUGCUGUGUACUUCUCUGCACAGCACAAAAAUAUACAGAAGCAUGUUUCCCUAGUAAAACACACACAGCACACAAACACACAGUACAACAGCACAGAGCACACGGUUAACCCUUUGAUCGCCCUGGAUGUUAACCCCUUCCUGCCCAGUAUCAUUAGUACAGUGUCAGCGCUUUUUAUUAGCACAGACCACUGUAUUAGUGUCAUUGGAAUGUCAGUGGCAGUUAAUCAGUUCCCCUCCAGUGUCAGAAUGCCCACCGCAGUCCCGCUAU